Molecule: messenger RNA, 2119 nt
Organism: Amblyraja radiata (thorny skate)
Lineage: Eukaryota; Metazoa; Chordata; Chondrichthyes; Rajiformes; Rajidae
Gene: rac3a
Product: Rac family small GTPase 3a
Exons: 6
Coding region: 209-787 (192 amino acids)
Biological process (GO): small GTPase-mediated signal transduction
Molecular function (GO): GTP binding; GTPase activity
Source: RefSeq, a predicted model, not a curated record
AUUUUCGUAGCUCCGCCGGAGAUUGCCGAAGCGGCGCUCGGCAACCUCGCUACAUCUCUCUGCAGCAGAUACAGUGUAGCCUCGGAGCCUGGUGCAGGGAAAGCUCGCCACCCGCGGCCGUAGACUCCCCAUCCCUCGUUUCCUUUCCCCUGAAAAAAAACCUCUCAACUUGAUCUACAGGAGAGGCAUUCGCUGCAAAUCUCUCCCAAUGCAAGCCAUCAAGUGCGUGGUGGUGGGGGACGGGGCUGUAGGUAAGACAUGUCUCCUCAUCAGCUACACCACCAAUGCAUUCCCUGGCGAGUACAUCCCAACAGUAUUUGACAACUAUUCGGCGAAUGUAAUGGUCGAUGGGAAACCGGUGAAUCUGGGACUGUGGGACACAGCAGGUCAGGAGGACUAUGAUCGACUGCGACCUCUCUCUUAUCCACAAACGGAUGUAUUUUUGAUCUGCUUUUCACUCGUGAGUCCAGCGUCCUUUGAAAACGUCAGAGCAAAGUGGUACCCAGAGGUCCGACAUCACUGUCCCAACACGCCGAUAAUCCUGGUGGGAACAAAGCUGGAUCUGCGAGAUGACAAGGACACCAUUGAGCGGCUGCGGGAUAAAAAGCUGGCCCCCAUUACGUACCCACAGGGGCUGGCCAUGGCCAGGGAGAUUGGUGCUGUGAAGUACCUGGAAUGCUCCGCUCUCACGCAGCGGGGUCUAAAGACGGUCUUCGAUGAAGCGAUUCGUGCCGUGCUGUGUCCACCACCCGUGAAAAAGCGUCGAAAGAAGUGCACCGUCUUCUAGAGAGAGGCUGUUCAAGAACCAUACCUUCAUGGCAACGCAAUCUGCUGGUACUUUAUCCAAAUCGUGGUCCUGUGUGGAAUGAGACUGCAGGAAAGAGUUUUCUUGUCGCCUCUUGUCGGAACAGCUAGCCUUGAGCGUCAAGUCCUGAAGUCAGUAAUUACUCUCUUAGCAAUGUGUUGGAUUUUUAUGUGAGGCAAUGUGACUGUCUUCAUGAGUGGACUCCAUUUUGUUUUCAGCUGCAGUAUCCCCACUUUUGGUAGUUUUAUCCAACUCAGUGCAGUGGUUGCCAAAUUUCUUCUUCCAUUGUGGAAACAGUAUUAAUGGGUCAUUUCAUCUUUGUGAACUUAACUUUCUGAUUUGUAAUGUGAAGCUGUGGAUUGUUUGCAGGGAUUUGCUUCAGACUCUGUCUACUCCUUCACUGACAGGCAGUGCGAUCCCUCAUCAGUUGCUCCUUACAUGUUAACUGCCAAUGUUGGGACUGUCCAGUACUGUGGGACAGUGAUUCUGAGCAUUGUUCUCUGCCCCCUCACAUCACACUGACAAUUAUCUAUCGAUGUCUGCAUUGCCAUUUAUCAUGCUGACAUUUUAAACAAUUUGUUUUGGAUAAAUAUUUAAUAUUUGAGCCCCUCUGAACACACAGAAGUUCAUGAAUAUUUCAGUGUAAGUGAACAUUUUUGCACAUAUGCUUUGGCUUUUGUUUGUAACUACCCUCUCAUUACAGGAAAUCAAAACGAGGGAUACUGCGGUGUUAAUUAUUGUGGACAUAUUUUUGACCUUCCUGUAAGCAGCUCUGGUUAAUAUGGGAUCACUGAAUGCAGCAUGGGUAAAAAGGGUGGUGGGGGGGGGGGGGUGGGGUAAAAGCUUGUGUAUGUGAAAGACUUGUGUGAUAAAGGCUUUCUGCUGGUUAUGUAAAGUCGGUGUUUAACUGUUGUAUUCAUUAACUUUAUGGCCAUGCGAGCAGACUGUGUUAUGACCGAUACCGAGAAGGGUUUCUCCAUUGUACAUGGAAAGUGCAGAUGCUGUUUCCAGCCACACACGUGGCCACCACUAACAAACCUGUUCUGCCAACAUGCAUCUUCUCUUCAUUUGUGUAUUACUGGCCUGCAUGAUUUCAGCCCCAAUAUUUUAUUCUAAUAUAACAUCCUAGCCUUAACCGCGGGAGAGAUCUGAGUCUCCUUGCAAUGUCUGUUUUUAUUUUUGUCUUGUUUUCUGUGAUUUCUUAAAUGCAUUCAUACCAGUCUGAGAAUUUCUAAUGAUACAUUCUCAAGGUGCAACCUCUUGAACUAAAAUUGUGUUUUAAAAUGAAUUUCAUUAAAUAUUGUAGUAUCCUCA